Nerophis lumbriciformis (worm pipefish) is the source of this 885-nucleotide messenger RNA. The record is from RefSeq and is a predicted model, not a curated record. Lineage: Eukaryota; Metazoa; Chordata; Actinopteri; Syngnathiformes; Syngnathidae.
AUGACUGCCGAGUGGCUUCACCUGCCCCCGCCGUACCCCCCCGGCGUGGGGCCGCUGUGUGGCGCAGAGUUGGAGGCGUGGUAUGAGGACCUGCAGGAUAUCCUGGGCUCGGACGCGGGAGGGGCAAAGAUGGCACGCGCCCCUUCGUGCGGAGAGAAAGAGCCCGAGUUCCUGGAUGUUCUGGAGAGUUGCUCCCUGACGUGGCUGACGGAAGGCGGUCAGACGUGGGGUGAGGGUGUUCAGAGGGCGACGGAGCAGGUCCAUAACAUUCAGCCUCUGCAUCACACCUCCUCCUGUCUGACUCCAUCAGAAGAACGGAAAACGGAGACGAGCGCGAGGAGCGGUGACGGUGACCUGCUGCCCCCUGAGUUCUUUGAGUUCCUGAGUGAAGGAGGAAUGGUGGAUUCAAGCAGUGGUUAUUAUUAUCAUCAUCAUCACCACAACCAGCAGCAACAGGUUGACAACGUCCAUCCCGCAUCUCCAUCAGCCAGUGAAGAAGAGUUACCCUGCGUCCCCGAUUCGCCGUCCUGCUCCUCAUCCUCUGCCUCGCAGUCUCCUCCUUCCCAACGCUGCUUGUCCCCAUCAUCGCCAGUGUCAUCCCCGUCCGUCUACUCGCCCUCGCGCCCGAGUAAGCGUCGGAGGAGCCAGGGCCCCGACGGCGCUUCGUCGUCCCCGGGCGUCCCCUCCCAGUCGCAGCAGCGCGCAUCCUCCUCAUACUUGUCUGCCAAAAAGAGUCGCAAGGAGCGAGAGCAGGAGAACGAAAAGAAAGUGCAGGAGCUGACGGAGCAGAACGAGCGCUUGAAAGCGGAAAUCGAAAGGUUGGGAGAGGAGGUGCAGCGGACAAGGCGCGCACUCAUCGAGAGACUUGUCAACACCAGGAAGUGA